Suillus fuscotomentosus is the source of this 1327-nucleotide messenger RNA. RefSeq lists its product as uncharacterized. The transcript is spliced from 6 exons. The coding region runs from base 35 to 1327 and encodes 430 amino acids. The record is from RefSeq and is a predicted model, not a curated record. NCBI's taxonomy places the organism in Eukaryota, Fungi, Basidiomycota, Agaricomycetes, Boletales, Suillaceae.
CUCAAGAUCUCACCGCCUCCUCUGCUCAACCCGCAUGCUUGAGCUUGACGAGCGGGAUGAGCUCCUCACCAACGGCCUCGCUACUUCGUUGCACCCUGGCGGACUUCAUAGAAAUGAUUCCACAAGCGACCACGUCCAUGUGGACGAUGCUGGCUGUUCAGAAGUGUCGAGCUCUCACCCGCUGCGCAGGUCUUCAGUAUCAUGCAUUAUGAAAGAUGUCGGUGAAAUACGAAUGACGUUGUCGGAUGAUGUUCCUGACUGCCCUUCUUCUAUCGAGCCGUCGGACGAUACCACAGAUAAUCUAGAUACUCCCAACCACCAUGACAUCGAUGACGUCCCACACACAGUUUCACCCGGUGACUCACUUGUUGCAAUUGCUCUACGAUAUGGCGUGUCUCUUUCAGCACUCCGGCAUGCAAAUCAGCUAUGGCCAUCAGAUCCAAUCGACCUCCGCACCCAACUCAUCAUACCUCGACAUCGUGUGCAUCAUACCAAGCGAAGAGCUGUUUCGCAAGCCACUUCUAGUAUUCAGGAGAUUGACAUUAUCUCCUCAUCACCAUUUGAAUCUACUUCAUCACUCUCGUCAACACUUCUCGCAGCAAGAGAUACUGUUUUGUCUGCUUUCCCUACGCGUAUCUCCAUAGAUUCCCUCAGCUCUCGCAUCAGCGCAAGAGAUGAGGAACUCGAGCUUGAAAAUUUGCUCAAGCCUCGUCUGCAAUCUCGCACCCCAGAGAUGGAUUAUCCAAAUACUCCUACCGCGCUUAGUGUCGAACUCGACACCUUGUCGCAUUCUCGACGCAGCUAUAUGCCAGCGCAUGAUAUGACCUCGCUACUUGACCAUGGCUCCCCACCACUAUCAUGUCAACAAAUUCGCAAUUUCACAUCAGAUCCCACUAUCAAACCAUUUGCAUCUGGUCGCCUUCAAACGUCCAAGCACAGUUCCCCCGCACCUGUAUUUGUUCCCGUGCGCAUAUCCCAGCUAGAGCCGGAACCUGCAAUGGAACUACCAGCGCUUAAAAAACACAAUAAUUUUAGCAUCCAUUCAAAGUCUCGGUCCGAGACGGGCACCUGUGUCAGACAGGCGCUGUGCGUACUCGUGGGUAUUGAACUUCAGUACACUCCUGUUUUCGCGUUCUGUGUUCCGCGAGCCCUUUUCCCCGGACCCUUAGUUUUUUACUCGACCCGUGAAAACCCGCCGCGCACUCACGAGGGCGUAUCUCACCCCAGAUUUUACGAUUACGCUGGAGUGGGCGAACCGACGAAGAGUCGUGCUGCAUUUGUCGUCCCGCUGCAGCCGAUUUCAAAUGUGAUCAUAUCUCUCGGAUAA